Messenger RNA from Girardinichthys multiradiatus, 1765 nucleotides. Its product is annotated as nuclear GTPase SLIP-GC-like. Gene Ontology annotation, molecular function: GTPase activity. The transcript has 7 exons. The coding region runs from base 192 to 725 and encodes 177 amino acids. The record is from RefSeq and is a predicted model, not a curated record. Lineage: Eukaryota; Metazoa; Chordata; Actinopteri; Cyprinodontiformes; Goodeidae.
CCAAGCUUCAGGAGUUUUUGCAAAAUCUCAAUGACUGUCACUCAGAGACCUUAAACUACAUUUCUAGAGCUCAGGGGAUCCUCUCUUUGAUUGAAGAAGCCAGGCUGACAAAAGCACCUGGAAAAAACAAAGAUGUAUGUGAAGAGCUUAACAGCAACAUAGCCCUUCAUCUUUAUCAAGUCAAAACAGCAAUGGAAAAAGCUUCACAAGUUUUUGAAUCUUGCCUGAAAGAGGGCGUAAAAAAUUCCAAACACUCAUGUGAUAAAACCUUGAAUCACUUCUUAUUUCCUCGGGGAAAGACAAGUAGUGCUUAUCACAGAACAUUAAAGUGUAUUUUCAAAAAUGGCGAAGUCUACAAACCUAAAAAGGGAAAAGAAAUAAACCUCAACAUGAAACUCACUUCAUUCCUGACUGACAGCAUCGAUGAGGAAUUCAGGAAGACUUUCCCAAAUGAACGAAAAUGUGGUCCAUUUAAUGGAGUCAUCAGCAACUUUUCACUCGACACCGAAAGUCUGAAGCACACGUACAAAGAUGUAAAACUGCAGCUGAUAUUUCUCAAGACAGAGGAGGAAAAAAUUAAGACAAAACUAAACAAAAGGAUUCGAGACCAAAAGAAAAUAAUCUACAGCAGUCUGACGCAGACAAUUGAGGAAACCAUGCAAGAGUGCUAUAAAAUGGCAGCAGGGUACUUGGGUCCUGGUAUGCUGGUAUGCUGGAGAAAAUGAGAGAAACACUAGUAAAACAUGUUCAUGAAUCAAAGGAUACCAUGUUUGAGAAGGCUAAAGAUGUCAUGUUGAACCACCUCCUGAGCUUAAGGGUGGAAAUCCAGAACACAAUGAUGGACACAUUGAAAAACUCCAUUGAACUCUCCCUCAGGACUGAUGGACACUCAAUUCCAGGUAAAGCAAGACUUAUUUGUGUUUGAAAUGAGGACUGAAAGGCAUUCUGUAAAUAUCUGAUGCUAUAUUUAAUCAUUAAUUCCUUUUUUAGAUGUUUCAACAGAGCUCACAAUGUUAAAUAAAUUCUACAAUGAGCAGAAAAAUGCAGCUUAAAUUAGGGCACCUUGUGGAAAGGGUAAAGUUUUAAACAUGACAGUAAAUAUAUGUAUUUAUUUUGACUAUGUACACUAUAAUAAUGUUCUAUGCUUUAAAUAAUGCUGUCUUUCAAAGUAACAGCUCCACUGAAGCCAUAAGGGUCAGCAUGAUGAAUACUGAACCAUCUUUGCUUCAAGAAUAUUAUUGUUGAUGUAAAACUAAUUUACUGCUAUUGUCAUGUUUUUCUGAUCUAUAACCAUUUUUUAAAAAUAAAUGUCUAUAUGGUAAUCAAAAUAAUUACAAAAAGUUUUUUUUACUUUAUUUUGAAGGACUUUGGCUUUUAUUUGUUCUUUGACAAAUGAUUUCUGAUUGUUAAAGAGAAAUAAAAAAGUGUAAUUAAUGACAAAGACGUCUGGUUGAACAGAGCCAGAAUUUUACAUAAGAAGCCAGAAACCUAUUACUGUAUAAUAAAGAUAGAGACAGCUUUAGCUGUAAAUGUCGUUGUAUUUUUACUUGUUUGCUCUUGGUGGUAACAGUUGGAAUAAAUAUAAAAACCAAAAAUUGACCUUGUAAAGUUAGAAUAGUGGACACACAAAGACUUUUGGCAAAAUAGUGUAUGUUUCCUCAUUCAGUCACUCAUUGUGUUUGCCUGUGUUCGCCAUCUCCACUUCCUCCCCUGCUUAUCCAUAACAUCCAAACUCCUCCUAAUCUCAGUCAUGUAACAUACCACA